Molecule: messenger RNA, 1810 nt
Organism: Orycteropus afer afer
Lineage: Eukaryota; Metazoa; Chordata; Mammalia; Tubulidentata; Orycteropodidae
Source: RefSeq, a predicted model, not a curated record
AUGGCGGAGGACAGCGAGUCUGCUGCCAGCCAGCAGAGCCUGGAGCUGGACGACCAGGACACGUGUGGGAUAGACGGGGACAAUGAGGAGGAGACCGAACACGCCAAAGGGUACGAGGGCGGCGCGCGGGCGGCAACGGGCGCUUCGGGGCGUGGGAGCCACGCGCGUCUCGCGGCUCCGGCUCGGGCGCUGGGUCCUGCGGGCGCGGGUGGGGCCACCCUGCGACCGCUAUGGCCCCUCGGGCCCCCGGAGCCCACGCCACGCUCUGAGGCCGCUCAGAGAGUGGCGGGGCCGGCAAGGCGAGGCGGCGGGCGACGGAAAGGGCAUUGGUUUCGCCCAGAUUCUCCGACCAUUGAGAGAAAAAACUGAAAAGUAGAACCUGGGAAGGGAGGAAUAAAGAAUGGUAAGCUGUUUGCUCCAGACCUCAGACUUAAGAUUAAAAUUGAACAAAAGUCCAAAAAUCCCACCAUUCCAAUGCAGAAGUUGCAGGAUAUCCAGAGAGCAAUGGAGCUGUUAUCUGCAUGCCAGGGCCCAGCCAGGAACAUUGACGAGGCUGCAAAACACAGAUACCAGUUUUGGGACACGCAACCAGUACCCAAACUAAAUGAAGUAAUAACGUCUCAUGGUGCCAUUGAACCAGAUAAAGAUAAUGUACGUCAAGAACCAUAUUCUUUGCCACAGGGUUUUAUGUGGGACACUUUAGAUUUGAGUAAUGCUGAAGUGCUCAAGGAGUUAUACACAUUGUUAAAUGAGAAUUACGUAGAAGAUGAUGACAAUAUGUUCCGGUUCGACUAUUCGCCUGAGUUCCUGUUGUGGGCCCUGCGUCCUCCAGGCUGGCUCCCUCAAUGGCACUGUGGAGUCAGAGUGUCUUCAAAUAAAAAACUAGUAGGGUUCAUAAGUGCCAUCCCUGCAAACAUUCGGAUUUAUGACAGCGUGAAGAAGAUGGUAGAAAUCAACUUUCUUUGCGUACACAAGAAAUUGAGAUCAAAACGGGUAGCCCCAGUGUUAAUUCGAGAAAUAACCAGAAGAGUGAACCUGGAAGGGAUUUUUCAGGCCGUUUAUACUGCUGGGGUGGUUCUUCCCAAGCCAGUGGCCACGUGCAGGUACUGGCAUCGAUCACUAAACCCCAGAAAAUUGGUGGAAGUGAAAUUUUCUCACUUGAGUAGAAAUAUGACUUUACAGAGAACAAUGAAGCUAUACAGACUUCCAGAUGUUACAAAGACUUCAGGUUUGAGGCCAAUGGAACCAAAAGAUGUCAGAGCAGUUCGAGAAUUAAUCAACAGUUACCUGAAGCAGUUUCAUCUAGCCCCAGUGAUGGAUGAAGAGGAAGUAGCCCACUGGUUUCUCCCCCAGGAACAUAUUAUCGACACGUUUGUAGUGGAGAGCUCAAGUGGCAAAUUAACGGACUUCCUAAGCUUCUACACACUCCCUUCAACAGUCAUGCAUCAUCCUGUCCACAAGAGCCUCAAAGCUGCUUACUCCUUCUACAACAUUCACACGGAGACACCCCUCUUAGACCUCAUGAAUGAUGCACUCAUUAUAGCCAAGUUGAAGGGAUUUGAUGUAUUCAAUGCACUAGAUUUGAUGGAAAAUAAGACCUUCUUGGAAAAACUCAAGUUUGGUAUAGGAGAUGGCAAUUUGCAGUAUUACUUGUAUAACUGGAGGUGUCCAGGAACAGAUUCUGAAAAGGUUGGACUUGUAUUACAGUAGAUGAAUAUUUUUAUUUCUAGAACUCUGGCAUUAUCAUUUGUUAAUAUUCUAUUUAAUGAUUCCUGGAACUGCCAUUCCAAAGAAGAAUAAAAGCACAACU